Rhizophagus irregularis DAOM 181602=DAOM 197198 is the source of this 1593-nucleotide messenger RNA. Lineage: Eukaryota; Fungi; Glomeromycota; Glomeromycetes; Glomerales; Glomeraceae. The record is from RefSeq and is a predicted model, not a curated record.
UCUUUUAAGAAAACUUUGAAAAAGGCCGUAAAUACUCUCACAAAAAAAUCUUCUUUAAUGUUAAGAAAAAAAUCUUCUUUUAGUAAUUUAUCUUCUUCUUCUUCUUCUACUUCUUCCUCUUUUUCUAAUAAUUCUCGUGGUAGAAUUAGUGUUGAUGGUUUUCCUGUUGCCGUUGAUAGAGUGGUAUCAUAUUCUUUGGCUAAAUUAAUUAUGAGUAAAUGUAAACAAUUAAAAUCUCUUUCAAUUGAUACAAGAUUAUCUUCUUAUCCUUGUCAUUGUUUAGUACCUAUUAAUGAUACUUCUAAUAAUACUAAUACAAAUAUUACUGAUAAUAAUCAUAAUAAUUUAAGACAGAAUGUUCCCGAAGAACAUUUAUUAAUAGCUACUUAUUCUGGUGCAAAUAAAUGUUUACCUCCUUUAACGGAAUUCAUUUGUACAACAAGAGGAACAAAAUGGAGAUUAUUUCACGCUUUGGCUGGAACUUGUAAACAUUUAAAGAAAAUUGUUGUUGAUAUGGGUGGUUAUACUGCUUGGUCAAAUAAUAAUAAUAAUAAUAAUAAUAACAAUAAUAAUAAUGAAUUAGAAUGGGAAGCUAAAAAUUUGGCAACUCUUCUUCAAUCACAAAAUUCUUUGGAAUCUUUUACUUUAUUACGUGGUGAAAUUGGUUUAUUAACAAUAUUAGGAGCUUUAAAAUCUCAAGUAAAUACUCUUAAACAUUUAGAAUUUGUUCAAUUAAAUACAAAAUAUGCUCAAUGGGGUGCUUUUUAUAAUAUAUUAGAAUAUAUUAAAUUGAAAGAAUUAGUAUUUAGAGAAUGUGAAUUAAGUGAUGAUUUAAUGAGACCUUUAAUAACUCCUACUAAUUCAAAGAGAGAUUUAUUUAAAAGUAUUGAAGUAUUGAAUUUUGAAAAAUCGAUCGUUUCAAAUGAUUCUAUUGAAAAAUUAAUUAUUGAAACUGGUCCUAACUUAAAAAAAUUGAUUUUGGGUAAUAAUUUAUCAAAUGUUUCAUCAAAAUCUUUUACAACAACUGAUACAAUUUCAUUGAUUGAAAUUGUUGGUCAACAUUGUCCAAAUUUAACACAUUUUACCACUUUUGUUGAUACAAAUGAUGUUCCACAAUUAAUUACUUUAUUUACUUUAUGUCCUUUAUUACGAUCGAUCGAAUUAUCAAGAAAUAUUUCUCCUCAAGAUGAAUCAUUAGAAGAUGCUGUUAAUCAUACUGCAGAUAUAACAUAUUUACUUGAACAAAUUACUUCACAAAAUUUAUUAAGUAAUUUAAAUCGUUUGAUCUUAUCUGUUCCUUGGUCUUUUACAUCAACUUCAUUGGAAAAUUAUUUACUUUAUGUUAGACCACCAUUAAAUUAUUUGGAAGUAAGACAAUCUUAUUCUUUUAAUUCCGAUCAUUUGGAAAUUUUAGUCAAAUACGCCAAAGAAAGACAACGAUUAAAAAGAGUUUACAUUGAAACUUUAAAUGAAUUAUCUGAAGAAGUAUUGGCUGAAUCUGAAGCAACCUUUGAAUUAUUUGAAUAUCAGAGAAUAAGGAGCGGUUCACAUUAUUAUAUACCAGGUUAUGGUUUAUUAUCCGAUAAUUGGUAA